Molecule: messenger RNA, 4216 nt
Organism: Melanotaenia boesemani (Boeseman's rainbowfish)
Lineage: Eukaryota; Metazoa; Chordata; Actinopteri; Atheriniformes; Melanotaeniidae
Gene: cep85
Product: centrosomal protein 85
Exons: 14
Coding region: 154-2532 (792 amino acids)
Cellular component (GO): centrosome
Source: RefSeq, a predicted model, not a curated record
GUGGGUUGUCUGCCAGAGAGAAUCAGUUGGCUAGCGGAACAACAGUAGCAGCACUGGAUGGUACAGAUUCAAUAUCAGUUACUAUCGUGAAGCCGAGAUUUGCGUCUUCAGUCUGCGUUAUAUGAUAAACCAGGAGACUUUUUCUUGUAUGGAAUGACAACCUCUCAGAGAUAUUUUGAAUCCAAACCAGCUGCUCAGUUUGCUGACAUGGAGUGGCAGACACCAGCUGUGUCAGAGAAGUUUCAAAGCCGUUUUGGCCGCCGGCCUGGAACAUCAGACAGUGGGGACACUGGUCUUGGCACUUCAGCAUCUGACAGCACUGAAGAUUUCUGCAGUUCCAGCAGCAGCCCUUCUUUCCAGCCCAUCCGCAGUCAGAUCCCCAUACCCACUGCACAUGUCAUGCCAUCCACGGCCGGCGCCCUGGCCUCAAAACCCCACUUAUUUGGCCAGGAAGACUCUUUGUCCUCAGCAGAGGGUCACAGAUCUUCGUCCGGCUCUAGAACCCCAAGCGGCACCACAUCAAAGUCUUCCUCUCUUUCCAAAUCAGCGUCUUCACCAAACUUGGAUGCUCCGGCCGGUAUAGGAGGUGAUUAUGUGGGACCCAAAUUAGACUGCCUGAGCCGCUACUGCAGCCUUGUCAAUGGGCUGGACCACUCACUUUUCCCCACAGAUCACACACGGGUGGAUGAGGGACAGAGGUUUGACACUCCUGCGGUGGAACCAACACUAAAUCAGUCUGCCCUGUUAGGAGGGUUAUGUCCUGAUGUCAGACUCCAGUUACAGACUGGGAUUAGAGACACUCCAGACUGUGGAUCUGAGGCCUACAGAGGAAGUAUGGAGCACAGCUAUAAGGUUCUGCCUGAAGUUAGGCCCAGCCUUUCUGGCACAGCGGAAACCUCUAAUCAGAGGGGCGGUCAGCCUGGUGCAGUCGGAUCUGCUGGAGUUUAUGCAAGUCCUCUCAGUCUGCAGACACAGGCACUGCUGAGGGAGCAUACGAGCCCCAAGGGUUAUGAUCCUUUGCGGCAGGACAGAUGUAGUGAAUUUUCUACCUGGCAACAAAAACAGCAGCUGGAGAGUUUGCGUCUUCAAGUGGAACAAAUGCAGUUAAUGAAUGCAGGAGUGGGUCAGUACCCAUCUUUAUACUCAACACCGCUGCAGUCGGAGUUGGGCAAGUGGGACGCUCUGGUCAAAGCCAGUGAGAGUCUGCUGAAGGAGAAGGAGCUUAUCAUUGAGAGACAAAAGCAACACAUGGCCCAACUGGAACAGCGUCUUAGGGAAAGUGAGCUGCAAGUUCACGGAGCCCUCCUUGGCCGAGGGGCAUCUUUUGGGGAUAUGUGUAUGCUGCGUCUUCAGGAGGCUCAGAGGGAGAAUGCAUUCUUGAGGGCGCAGUUUACUGAGCGCACAGACUGUGUUGCCCUGGAGAAGGCAGAGGCAGAGCACAGACUGGGAGCGGUUGAGGCUGAGACACGCCGGCUAACUGAGAAUCUGAAGGAAGCCUGCGAGAGGCAUGCAGAGGAGAUGAAGAAACAGGAAGAGAGGAUCCGAAGUCGAGACAAGCACAUCAACAACCUGAAGAAGAAGUGUCAGAAGGAAGCGGAGCUGAAGAGGGAGAACCAGCAACGCAUUGAGACUCUCGAGCGCUACCUAGCUGACCUGCCCACCUUGGAGGACUACCAGAGCCAGAACAAGCAGCUCUUGGAGGCUGAACAGCAGAUAGCUCAGCUACAAGAGAAAGCAGAAGAAUUAGAAGCCAGCCUAGAGACUACACACUCACAACUUCAAGAAAAAGAUGCACAGCUGGAAGAGCAGAAACGCAGGGAAAGAGACCUUCUCACAACCAUUACUGAUAUGCAGCAGCGGGUGCAGCAGGGCCUUGAGGACGGAGCCAGACUUCCAUCUCUAGACAUUGAGAAACUUAGAGUAGAAAACAAUUCUUUGAGAGAGGAGCAGCAAAGACUCAAAAAGGUUAUUGAAAAGCAACAUAGAAUGAUGGAACAGCUUGGCUCCCAGAUUCAGGCUUUGGAGGAGCAGAUUUCCCAGGAAGAGAGCAGCUCUCAGGCUCUCAGAGAGGAGGUGUUGGCCAAAGAACAGAAUGUCUUGGAACUUCACGCUGCCAUGAAGGAGCUGUCAGCCCAGAACCAGGAGCUGAUGGAGCAGAAUCUGACUCUGCAGGAGCAGAUGAGUGAUCCAGGGCUAAGGAGUGCUAACCAGGCCUCCUCUGUUCUACAGCCUGCAGAAGCUUGUCUAACACAAAGACUGCACUCAGAAAUUGCUUCCUGCCUCAGCGAUCUGCGCUCCCUCUGCAGCAUUCUGACCCAGCGAGCCCAGGGACAAAACCCCAACCUCUCCCUGCUGCUCGGCCUCACUGCACCACCAGCAGUGACUGAGCAGGACGAGGACUGGAUGGAUCCCGACGUGCUGCAAAAGAAGCUGGUUGAAGCCCAACAGCUCCGCCGUGAUGUGGAGGAGCUACGUAAUGUAAUACUGGAUCGUUAUGCACAGGACAUGGGAGAAAACUGCAUAACUCAAUAACUUUGACAUCCAGGUGACAGAGGAAACUUGAAGAAGUUCCUCUUCACCUCUGAAGCAUCUCACAGGCUUGUCUUUUUUGCCUAGAAAAUGAAUGUCAGAAAGAGGACUGGAUUUUAAUUUUCUUAUAAUGAGGACAAAUGAAAGCCCAAAUGGUUUAGCUUCUGCUUCUCUCAGCUGAGUGAACAUUGAGUCUCAAGCCCGCCUGUAGCUCAGAACCCCUCCCAUUCCCCCUGGUGAGUUAAUCUAUUUCAGUCCAAGGGCUAACAGAAAAUAACUUACCUCUAAUACUUGAUCCUUUAUGCAUUGUGUUUUUAAUAUUGACAAUUUGAUGCUGUCAGUUACCAAACAGUCUUAUACUUUUUGUUCCACUUCAGUGGAUAACUCUUUGUGUAGAAGUCCCACAAAUAUAAUUUAUUUAACUCUUGAUUUCCUUGUUUGGGGGAAUUGUCUCUAAGUGGUUGACAAUCAACUGAAAAAAACAUGUUCUUUUAACUGAAUUAGCAAAGAAAGUUAAAUAAUGUGCCAUUAUUUCAAAUGGUGAACACUGUAAUAUUAUACUCUGCUGUGUAUAGGACAAAACAACUGAAGGGUUUGAUACCAAAUCAGCUUUUCACACCAACAAGCCUACAACAGUUUUAAUACCAAAGAAACUGGUGAAACAGUUGUGUAAGUGUGUAAACGUUUGUGAACUCGCCUCUAUGCUGCAGGCGUCGUUUUGAUUGAACACCAGCAUGUGCCUUUGUCACGUUUGCAACUACAAUGCUAAUUAAUUUCAGACCAACUAGGAGGGCUUUGAACAGCUGUACUCUUCCAGUAUGAUCUGUCUCUGUGUAUCAACCAGUAGGAUAGUCAAUACAUUCCUUGACUCUGAAUGUAGAAAAGUCUGGGCCAUAUUACAAAGCUUGGGGAGGCCCUGACACUUUUUUGUUUUAUUUGCAUUUGUUUCUGUUACGCCAGUAAAUUAAAGUGAAAAACUGAUGUCUGGGUGAGCUUGUAGAAUUUGCUCUUUGUAGAUUUAAUUUAAUGUUGAUAAUGGCUGAAUGGCAACAGAGUGGUUAACUGAUAAAUGUAUGACUUAGAAAACAUAUUAAUCCUCAGUAUUAUUUAUUGUUUUGUUUGCAUUGACAACUCAGUGUGGAAGAUUUCUGGGUCUACCUAACAUGUUGCUGUAAUAAUGUUCAUUUGUUCUGACAAACCAUCCACAGUGUGUAAAGGUCCCAUGAAGUGGCUUUUAGAUUGUAACUUUUCUCUCUCUUUGUCAUAAGAUGUUUGGGGAGAUUCUCCUCAGGUGUUUGACUCCCAUGUGAUGAUUGGAAGGGUUGGCUGGAUCCACCCCUAGAUCAGUCAUGCUGUACUCAAGGGAUUGUUUUUAUUUGCCCGACGUACACAAUAAGCCAUUUAGAAAAUCUUGACACUUUACAGGAAGAGAAAAGGGAUUUUAACAUAAAAAUAUGCAACUGUGGUAAAAAGAAUUCUGCAGAACUGUCCCAGGGACACACAAGCCAUAUUACAUUUCAUGGGACCUUUAAACUUUAGUAGCACAAGGUUUCUCUUUGGAACGUCAGACUCUGCAUGCCUUAACAUCUCAAAAUGUUUUGCAAAAGGGAAAAAGAUGUUUAUAUUUUCAUACUUUUGUUUUUGUUUGUAUUUGCAUAUUUUAGAAAUAAAGAUUUUCAGCAUUUGG